AACUCGCCGUCGGAGUCAGCGAGAUUGCGCUCAACCUCACGUGCGCCCGCUGCCGGCUACCUAGCAGUUAAGGCAGCCGGCACAGCUAAGCACCGCACAAGAUCCGAAAGAGCUGCAACAACAUGGCCGUCUCAAUGCUGCAUACGCCCUCCCGGGCUUCGACAUCCUCAGCAGGCUCCUCAUUCAUACCAAUGACACGGCAGAACACCAUCAGUUCGCAAGACGGGGGCACGCGCUCGUUGCGUGCCUCCAAGCGAUACUCGGUUACGGCGCUGUAUCUGUCCAUGAACGCCAAUCAGCGGGAUAUGGAGAUUGAGGAUGAUCUGGCAAGAGCUCAAAAAGCGCUGCGAGAACUCAAGUCGCGAAUAUCGUCACAGUCCAAGAAGAACUUUGUGCUAGAGAAGGACGUCCGCUACCUCGACUCGAGAAUAGCAUUGCUUGUGCAAAAUCGGAUGGCAAUGGAAGAGCGAGACGAAAUGGCAAGCCAUCUCGACGAAGCAGCAGACAUCUCCGAAGGUUCGUUCCCGAACGACGAGAAGACGCAGAAGUAUGGCAACCUCCUGUUUCUGCUCCAAAGCGAGCCCCGACACAUAGCGCACCUUUGCCGGCUGGUCACCAUGGCAGAAAUCGACCAAUUACUGCAGACCGUUAUGUUCACGAUCUACGGUAACCAGUACGAAAGCAGAGAAGAGCACCUGCUUUUGACGAUGUUUCAGUCUGUACUAACGUGGCAGUUCGAUCACACGCCAGAGUACUCGUCCCUACUACGAGCCAACACCCCUGUUUCGCGGAUGAUGACGACCUACACGCGAAGAGGACCCGGUCAAAGCUACCUCAAGACCGUCCUUGCGGACCGAAUCAACUCACUAAUCGAGAUUAAGGAUCUCGACCUGGAGAUUAAUCCGCUCAAGGUGUACGAGUCCAUGAUUGAGAAGAUCGAAGCGAGUGGCGAACCACUUCCACCAGGCCUCCAGAAAGGCAUUACGGCAGAACAGGCUGCGGCGAACGAAAACGUGCAAAGGAUUAUUGCACCGCGCAUCGAGAUGCUGAUCGAGAUUGCCAACUCUUUUCUCGAUACCAUCAUAAUGGGCCUUGAAGACACGCCUUACGGCAUCAGAUGGAUCUGCAAGCAAAUCCGCAGUCUGACACGACGGAAAUACCCGGAUGCUCAGGAGCAAACAGUAUGCACGCUGAUAGGAGGCUUCUUCUUCCUGCGCUUCAUCAAUCCCGCCAUAGUCACGCCGCGGUCAUACAUGCUUAUCGAGCAGACACCCGCCGACAACCCGAAACGAACGCUCACUUACGUCGCAAAGAUGCUGCAGAAUCUGGCGAACAAGGCAGCCUAUGCUAAGGAGCCAUAUAUGGUCAAGCUGCAGCCUUUCAUCCACCAGAACAAGGAGCGCAUCAACAAGUUCAUGCUUGACCUUUGCGAAGUGCAGGACUUCUACGAGACGCUGGAGAUGGACAACUAUGUGGCCCUGUCGAAACGUGAUCUCGAGCUACAAAUUACACUUAACGAGGUGUAUGCGAUGCAUGCACUUCUGGAGAAGCAUACUUUUGAGCUCGCAAAGGACGAGAGCUCGCACUUGAACCAGCUGCUAUCAGAGCUCGGACCAGCUCCCGUGCAAUUACCGCGUAAGGACAACAGAAUUAUGAACUUGCCGCUCUUCAGUAGGUGGGAGACGCCGUUGGACGAUCUGACUGCGGCACUUGACAUCACGCAGGAAGAGGUCUACUUCAUGGAAGCAAAGGCCACUUUCGUGGUCAUCAUGCGCUCCCUUCCCUCCAACUCCGCCGUCAUGCGACGACCACUUCGGCUCGAUAAAGUCGCCGAAGCUGCUGCCACCACGAAGAACGACUCCGUCAUGGUCCGCAAAGGAAUCCGGGCAAUGGAGCUUCUCAACCAACUCCAAGAACUCGGCAUCAUUGACAGGGACGACAACUACGCCUUACUCCGCGACGAAGUAGAACAAGAACUGGUGCACCUUGGCUCACUUAAAGAGAGAGUUAUUGCCGAGACACAGAAGCUCGAGGAAGUCUUCCGCACGAUUCGCGACCAUAACGGGUACCUUGUCGGGCAGCUGGAGACGUAUAAGAGCUACCUUCACAACGUCCGGGGCCAGUCGGAAGGCAACGGCAUCCGGACGAAGAACAAUAAUAAAGUGCUUGGGCCGUACAAGUUCACACAUCAGGAGUUGGAGAAGCAGGGCGUCAUACAAAAGUCGAACGUGCCCGAGAACCGACGAGCGAAUAUAUUCUUCAACAUCACGAGUCCGAGUCCUGGAACGUUCGUCAUCAGCUUGCACUAUAAAGGCCGAAACCGCGGGUUGCUGGAGCUCGACCUAAAGCUCGAUGAUCUGCUCGAAAUGCAGAAGGAGCAGCAGGAGGACCUGGACCUGGAGUACGUGCAGUUUAACGUUACCAAGGUGCUGGAACUGCUGAACAAGCGGUUCGCGAGGAAGAGAGGCCGGUGAUAGAAGUGAGAACGACAUCUCGAUGUAAUACUACGAAGGUCUGCUUGCGAACAUUCGAAACCACGGGCGUUAUAGGCUGGCGAAAACAACGCUACGCGCUUUCUGGCAAUACUGGGGUGGGCGGUGCUUAUUGUUGUGAUACCCAGCGGUUGUGUGACGAGGUUGUACGAUUAAGUGGCGUGGGCAUGGGUGGGCAUGCAUUCUGGUUGCUGGUUAGGCUUUUGAGCAGCGCUAAUGUUGGUACUCUGUGGGGGCAACGUUGAAACCUAUACGCGCGAAGGAGCGUUAGCAUGUUAGCUGUACGAUAUCGGUGGAAUUUGAGCCACCUAAUCUUGGUUCGGUACUGCUUGUCACCCGGAAGCGAAUGUCACAAUGCUUCUGUGCAA
Messenger RNA from Baudoinia panamericana UAMH 10762, 2860 nucleotides. RefSeq lists its product as uncharacterized. The record is from RefSeq and is a predicted model, not a curated record. Gene Ontology annotation, molecular function: protein binding; GTPase activator activity. Gene Ontology annotation, biological process: regulation of GTPase activity; regulation of actin cytoskeleton organization. Lineage: Eukaryota; Fungi; Ascomycota; Dothideomycetes; Mycosphaerellales; Teratosphaeriaceae. The transcript has 3 exons. Gene Ontology annotation, cellular component: cell cortex. Bases 123 to 2474 code for a protein of 783 amino acids.